AUGGUGGUCAGGGCUGACUCAUGCCCAUGGCGGCCAUGCAGGAGCUGGGCGAACCCGGAAAGGAAAGGUAGAAUUGAAAGAUCAUGUGAUGUUGGAUUAGGAGGAUUUAUCUUGGUUAUUUUAGGAUGCUGGUUCCACUGUAGGUAUAAUUAUGCAAAGCAAAAAAUUCAGGAAAGAAUUGCCAGAGAAGGAAUUAAAAAGAAGAUUUUAUAUGAGAAUACCCACCUUGAUCCUGAAAGAAAACCAACUGACAAAAACAGCAGCAGCUAAGCAAAAAACCCAUAUACAAUUCAUUCAAGUUCAGCAUGAAGAGC
Molecule: messenger RNA, 314 nt
Organism: Sorex fumeus (smoky shrew)
Lineage: Eukaryota; Metazoa; Chordata; Mammalia; Eulipotyphla; Soricidae
Product: cytochrome c oxidase assembly protein COX20, mitochondrial-like
Exons: 1
Coding region: 1-270 (89 amino acids)
Biological process (GO): mitochondrial respiratory chain complex IV assembly
Cellular component (GO): mitochondrion; mitochondrial inner membrane
Source: RefSeq, a predicted model, not a curated record